CGGUUGCAAAGAUGGUACGACGCGCAAUCGAGUAUUCGAGGGUCUCCAAAGGCCUGCUUAGUUACACUGGCCAGGAAUGGAGGACUUACUAGAAAUGAGUCAGAAGAGAGUUAGAGAGUUCCACGAACAGGAGAUUGACUGGCGUGACCGGGUGACCAGAAAGAAACGCUAGGACCUCAAGAAGGCCCUGCAGCUCUACAAAGACCGUCCCCUACUGACCACGCUAGAGAGCGGCGGUCCUGAUUGAUUGGAAGACCUGUUCCCGAGGUAAACUAGAGUAAACAAUUCCUCCGAGCUUCUCUUAUAUAGCAACAUGUUUGCUUCUGACUUUCACCACUACAUCCUUCCGACCCACGGCACUGCUCAUCGCCAUUACUUGUCGUAGCUUGUCACUGUGGUAGACUCGAGCUGCUUGGGCUGCACUGCCCUCUUGGCAUCAGACUGCUUUGCCUCUGAUACUCCGAACUCGUCUUUCCCACAAUCAAUUUUCCUUCUUUUCCAACGGGGAAUUGACAGAGCGAAGCAGGUUUCUUAGCUCGCCCUGUCUAGAAAGAAAUCGGCCAGCUCGUUUUCUCCACUGUGUUCCUGUUGUCCGUGUCUAUGUCGUUGAAGGUCCGUGUGGAGAUGAAUACAUGCUCACAUAGAAACCUCCCCGGCUUGUAACAGCUUCCUAUCGGUCAGGGGGAGAAUGUAAGCUCGAUUGGACUGAGAAGAGACGGCGAGAGGUUGCGAGAGACGUUGGCUGGAAUUGUGUCGCUGCGCUUGGUAAGGGACUUGGGAUAAUCGUUGAGAGCGAAGUCUGGAGGUCAUACAGGGAGAGCUGAUACAGCUGCCAGCAGAAUGGCGAUGGCGGACGAGAGGAGGAGGGUUGCAGAUGUAGUCAGCUUUUUCCGGGGAGAGAGGGCUCGGGUGCAAUUAGCUCUGAUAACCGUGCAGAUAGGAUAUGGAGUCUACUACGUCUUGACGAAGGCUGCGAUGAGCGGAGGCGUGAAUCGCUUUGUCUUCGCCGUGUAUCGGGAUGGUAUAGCUCUGUGUUUGAUCUGUCCGCUGGCAUACUUCACCGAGAGAAGUCUGCGAACUGCCAUGAGUCUCGGCACCUUUUUGUACAUUUGCGCUCUUGGUUUCACGGGCAUUUUUCUGCAGCAAACUCUGUUUCUCGCCGGUCUGGCCUACACGAACACCGCCUUCGCAGCUGCCAUGCAGAAUGCGAUUCCGGUGUUCACUUUCAUGAUUGCCGUCGUUUGCAAGCUCGAGGUGAUCCGCAUCAGCAAGCCUGACGGAGUUGCCAAGGUAGUAGGCUUGUUCGCUGCCGUCCUCGGAGCCUUCACCAUGUGCCUCUACAAGGGUCCGACUCUUUUCGGACAGGAUGCGAGUGCUGCUGAUGAGCAAAGUUCGAGCGAGGAUGUCGCCCUUCCUGGAGCAAAUGCAUGGCUAUCGUCCUUGGGAAUGGACUACUGGCAGAUCGGAGCUCUGUGCCUGGUGGGCAACUGCUUCUGCAUGGGCAUCUACACCAACUUGCAAAUUCCGGCUCUGAGGAGGUUCCCCGCCCCUGUUUCGCUCUCGGCCUGUUCCAUCUUCGUCGGUGCUGUGCUGCUGGCCCUCACCGGCCUGGCAACCGUCUCUCAAGCAUCGGAGUGGGUUUUGACAUCCCCGGGGACCAUCGUCUCCGUAUGCUACGCCGGUGCAGUUGCUUCAGGACUCAACUUCACUCUACAGACCUGGGCUAAUCAGCGAGGGGGCCCUGUUUUGGUGGCAGCCUACAUUCCUCUUCAAACCGUUUUCUCUGCAUUUCUUGGAGUGGUUAUUCUCGAUGAUCCGCUUUAUCUGGGCAGCGUGAUUGGAGCUGUUCUGAUCCUCGUCGGACUGUACCUUGUGAUCUGGGGCCAGGCUCUGCACCGACUGGCGAAAGAGAGAGAUUGCCUGGCUCUUCCAUUCAGCGGUGUGGUGGACGACGUACAGGAACCGCUGCUUAAACCAUCGCAAAGUCGGGCUUCAAGCUCAUACGGAACCAUGCCUAGAUCCUGAACGAACGAUUUAUACCGUGUGUGCCGACAAAGUAUGAUAUAUACGCUAAUCAACGACAAUCUUCGCUCAACUUUGGCUUGAGUUUGUAAAUGUGACACAUUCUGUCCGACCUCGUUCACCCUCAGCCUCAUAUUCUCAAGGCACAAACAGGGCAUGUAACAUAGCAACCUCUAGAUAUCGGGAGACCUCUAAGCAGGAUUCAGUAAAGCAUGCAGAUUGCAUGCUUUACAGAAGCUGCGUACCCCAUGUAUGAUUCAAUAUACUCUGUUAGGAUCCAAUCUCAUAUGUUCACCUGAUCUCAUUGACACUAAAAUUAUGGUUGUACUCCAGCCUUGAGAAGGCAGUAAUCAGCUCGCCUUAUUUAUUUAAAGCGUACAUGCAAUGCCUGAUUUUAUGCCCG
Molecule: messenger RNA, 2425 nt
Organism: Marchantia polymorpha subsp. ruderalis
Lineage: Eukaryota; Viridiplantae; Streptophyta; Marchantiopsida; Marchantiales; Marchantiaceae
Source: the annotation of a GenBank genome assembly